UGAAAAGCGUGGUAAACAGAUCCUCAGCACCUAGACAUCACCUAAUCCUGCUCAAGAUGCGUGGAUUUCUGUUAAUUUGUUUCUUAGUCUCCGUUUCGGCGGCCAAAUUGGGUUACAAUUACCGGGCUGCGGCAGGCGAUCGCCGUUUUGCUGGACUCAUCGAUGAAGAGGCCACAGGAUUUAGUUCCACUUCCUCGCAGCAUCAACAGACGCAGCACCAACAGACGCAGCAGCAACUGUUGCAGCCUGAGCCGCAACAACAAACACCGGCAGCUGUGGAUGAGUUCAGUAAGGAGUUCUUCACGUACUCUGCCCCGGAGGAGGAGUUCGCCGACCACGAGUCCACGGAGCACAUUGCCAGUAUGCUGAAGCGUAACCUGCGGGUUCUCUUCAUCAAGUCGCCGGAGCACCAGGGCCUGGCCAAUGCAGCCCUCCAGCUGGCCAAGCAGGCCAGUGAGCAGCGCACCGCCAUCUAUGUCCUCAGCAAGCAGGCUGAUGUGGCCCAGCUGGCCCAGAGGAUUCAGAGCGAACAGCAGGCCCAGACCCAAAACCACAAGCCGGAGGUGCACUUUGUCAAGUAUCGCACACCCGAGGACGCGGUGCGAGCCCAGCAGCUCAUCCAGCAGCAGUUUGACGCUUUGGGUGGAAGCUCGCGCAGCUCCGAUGAGGGUGUGGCCCCUGUCCUGGACUUCAGCUCGGCACCAGCAACCGCCGCUGUUGCUGGACAGGAUCAGCAGCAGGCUCAGGGUCUGGCAGCUCCUCUUACAAAGUAUCUGCCAGCGACAGCGCUCCGCAGCAGAUAGUUUAAGUCGUACUUAGAAAACCC
Molecule: messenger RNA, 826 nt
Organism: Drosophila kikkawai
Lineage: Eukaryota; Metazoa; Arthropoda; Insecta; Diptera; Drosophilidae
Gene: TwdlQ
Product: TweedleQ
Source: RefSeq, a predicted model, not a curated record